Morone saxatilis (striped sea-bass) is the source of this 1075-nucleotide messenger RNA. RefSeq names its product myozenin 1a (gene myoz1a). Gene Ontology annotation, molecular function: FATZ binding; telethonin binding; actin binding. Gene Ontology annotation, cellular component: Z disc; actin cytoskeleton. The record is from RefSeq and is a predicted model, not a curated record. Bases 134 to 1075 code for a protein of 313 amino acids. Lineage: Eukaryota; Metazoa; Chordata; Actinopteri; Moronidae. The transcript has 7 exons.
ACUGCUGCCACCCACAACCCCAACCCUCUGGAAGAUCUGCCAUCUGAGUGUAGGGUGGGUUUUGCACUUCCCGGGAUCUGGCUCCAGCCAUACGUCUGUCUCUCCACCCCCAGGAUCACAACAAAAACCCGCCAUGCCUCUGGGAACACCUGCCUCCCAAAACAAGCGGAAAACGCUCUCAAAGAUCAUAACUGACCUAUCACAUAUCACUCAGGAUGAGUAUGAGGAGGAGCCAGAGGCAUCUGAGUUCGACCUAGGAACAAAGAUCAGGACUCCCAAAGAUAUCAUGCUAGAGGAGCUUUCCCUGCAGAACAACCGAGGAUCCAAGAUGUUCAAGAUGAGGCAGAAGAGAGUGAAUAGGUUCAUUUACGAGAACAACCCAGACAUCUUCAGCAGUGAGUCUAUGGACAACCUACAGAUGUUUGUUCCCUCUCUGGGUGGUCAGGUGGGAGGUCAGAUAAUAACUGUCGGUGGGCAUUUUGUUAGCAAAGACGUUGGACAGCUGCAUUUUGUAGGGCUAAAUACUGGAGGUGGGGCCCCUGUGCCUCCUCCAAAGCCUGGAAGCAAAGGUGCAGGAGCAGGAGGAGCAGGAGGAGCAGGAGGUGCAGGAGAAGCAGGAGGACUGGGUGGGGGCGACCAUGGAAAAGGUGGAGAAGGAAGUAGUGAGUGGUCUCCACUAAAAGGAGGUGGAAGGGAUGAUAAGAAGGGCAUGCAUGUGAAGACAUUCAUAUCGCCAUGGGAGAAGGCCAUGAAGGGUGAUGAAAAUCUGAUAGCCACUCUGAAAGUUACAAUGCCUGGUCCCAUUGAUAAAAAGGAUAUGCCCAAAUGGAAAAGCUUCAACAGGUCUGCCAUACCCUACGGUGGCUUCGAGAAGGCCAACCAGUUCCUGAAAUUCCAGCUGCCAGAAACUGAGACCAAACAGGAGCCUGAAACCGCAGUGGUGUACCAACAUGACAUCGGCUGCCGGCCUUCCUUCAACCGCACUCCUAUCGGCUGGGUGGGCAGCAGUGAGCCCAGCAGCAUUCAUAUGGAGACGGAUGCUGUGCCCUUCGAUGGAGAGACCGACGAGCUGUGA